AGAUCAUAUAACAGUCAAACCUCGGUUGACUAAAAAUAAAUGUUUCUACCCACCUUCAUCUGCUUGAUGGCUGCCAUAUUCAUUGUGCAGGCCGAGGCUCAAACAUCUCUCGACCCUAGACUGAACAUGAAGAGAAUAAGUUACCUGACUACUUUUUAUGGGUCGGUAACAUUUGGAGAUGUCAAAAAGUAAAGUAAAGUAAAGUAAAGUAAAGUAAAGUAAAGUAAAGUAAAUAUAUUUUUUUUAAAAUUAAGUAAAAUCAUUUUUUUUUUUUUUUUUUUUAACUUAGAGUAAACUUUGACUACUGACAUAACCUGCAAUACAUGUGUAACCUGCAAUACAUGUGUAACCUGCAAUACAUGUGUAACCUGCAAUACAUAUUUUUUUAAAAAUUAAGUAAAUUUUUUUUUUUUUUUUUUUUUUUUAACUUAGAGUAAACUUUGACUACUGACAUAACCUGCAAUACAUGUGUAACCUGCAAUACAUGUGUAACCUGCAAUACAUGUGUAACCUGCAAUACAUGUGUAACCUGUAAUACAUGUGUAACCUGCAAUACAGGUGUAACCUGCAAUACAUGUGUAAUUGAAACACAAAAAACAAAAGCAAUAGUUAUUUCCAUUUAAACACUUAAUGAAACUAACUUUGGAUUAUGUUUCAUAGUAAAGCGAAGUCAAAAAACGGAAAAUUUAUAUUGGCUUUCCAGUGAUGGAAAAUAGACGCUAAAUCUAUAAAAAAAAUUAUUUUUUAAACUUUAAGUUCAAUAAUUUCCAGAUCGAUUAUUUUUAAAUGUGGUUGCAUUACUAUGCAAAAAACGUGAAUUAAUUGUCUAUCAAGUGUAUCGUUUCAUUGUUGCAUAAUUAUUUAUUUUUACUACUCGUGCUGGAGUCCACCAGUUGCUUCCCCGAAACAAUUGCAAAUCCAACUAUUUUGUGCUGGAUAUGUUCUUAAAAAUCUUUUCAGUCAAGCAAUUUACUUAUAUAUUUAUUGCAUGCAAUCAGUUGAUUAGAAACGUGUUUUACACAUAAAAAUUAUCUUUACUGGUUUUAUUCAUUUCAUCUAUGUAGACUUCACACUGCACUGUGCGGAGACUCAACAUUUGAAUACACGGUAACGCGAACUUCAUUCAACACAACUUUAACCAAAAUUAACGAUUUUCCCAAAAACUUGGAUCCCAAGAAUUAUCAGUCGUCAUUCCUGUGUGAAAGGAACCAUAAUUAUUUUUUCAUAUGUCAAAGAAUUUCAAAGAAUUACACUCCUCAAUACAUGCAGCGCUGGUACAGAUUUCAAAUUGACAAUGUUUUGUGUAAUACGAAUUGCGUAAAUGUACUGUCAGGCGUCGAUCAGCUGCUGGAAAAUAAACAUUUUAUUGAUGUGACAUUGGAAUUGAGUAAACACUGUGAGAGAUUGAGCAGCGGUACCUUAGCCACCAAGGGAUCAACUGACAUCUUAAGUGUAUCGCAAAAUUUAAAGUUGACACAAUCAGCCUCUGUCUCAGCAACGGUUCAAAGAUCUACUUUGAAGACGAAUUCCAAAUUCACAUUCAAAGCCAUCUCGGGAUCACGUUUUGAUUCCAAAUCUAAUUUUGAAACUUCUACUCUACCAGAAGCAAGGUCGAACCUGGUGUCCCUCUUUACAUCUAUGUCAACAAGAAAUGUCCACAAAUAUCCAACAAAUCCAUCCUCUGAAGUUAGGCCUUGUUAUUCGUCAACCCGCGCUGACACAGGGAAUUCAACAUCCUCGGCUACUGAUGCACGAAAUAAAGUUGACCUGUACGUGGUAAUAAUCCUAACCGUGGCGUUAGGACUAAUGAUUGCCGUCUUGUCAGCUGCCGUCUGUGGGUUGUUAAUAAAGAGGCGCAGAAAACGUGACACUGGAUCAUUUCCACUGGAAGAAAUCUCCGGCAACAACGGGAAAAACACGUCAGCUAUUAUUGAUAUCUUUGAACCGAAGGUUAAAAACAAACCAAAUCAAAAGGGCUUAUAAAAAUAUCUAUAUUAUUUCAUAUGUAUCGCAUUUAUUUGUUUCAAUUCAUGCAAGAAAUUUAUUCUAUAAUUGUGUGCUUUAUUUCCUGGUGCCUAUUAUUUGUUAAGAUG
Lymnaea stagnalis (great pond snail) is the source of this 2093-nucleotide messenger RNA. Lineage: Eukaryota; Metazoa; Mollusca; Gastropoda; Lymnaeidae. The record is from the annotation of a GenBank genome assembly.